ACUUCUUGUAGUCGCAGCAGAAAAGUGACAAAAGAGCAACAAAAAUAAUGGAGGAGAAUUUAUUGUGAAUUUUUGUGAGAAAAUAUCAUUCUUUUGGCCAUUUGUGUGACUAAAACACCUUAAUGAAAUGUCCAAAACUGUGCGGAAAUGUGUCUAUGGACGGAGACCCCCGUGCUACAUCCUUAGUCGCAUCGAAGAAAGGAGGGCGAAAGCAAGAAUUUUUCGGCAGGAGAGGAGACGGAAACCAGAUAAACCUGAUGAUUUCGUGACAUACGAGGAUUCCGACAGCGAGGAAGAAACUCCACAGCAGCAAAAUGAAAUAUUGAACACCUCAUACAAUUUUGUGGACUACGUCCGGAGCCGUGAAUCGGACUUCAGUGAGGGACGAAGCAUCUGCCAAUCCUACGCAAGUCGACAUAUUCUGACGCACGAUAUGUUUAAGGAGACACCAAUCUCGUUAGGAAAUAUCAAUAAGGUUUUCUGUUCUCAAUGGCUAAGCAAUCGACAGGUGGUCUUUGGCACAAAAUGCAAUAAGCUUAUGGUCUACGAUGUUAAUAUGCGUCGUGUUGAUGCAAUUCCCACGCUGCCUAACAAUCGUAGCAACAAUCCUGACACACAGCACGGAAUCCAUGCGGCUCAAAUCAAUCCUAGUCGAACACUGCUGGCCACGGGAGCAAGACACUCUGCUGAUAUUGCCAUUUAUCGUUUGCCAACACUGGAUCCGGUGUGCAUUGGGGAGAAUGGGCAUAGAGAUUGGGUAUUUGACAUGUGCUGGCUAGACGAUCAGUUCCUCGUGUCGGGAUCAAAGGAUACGAAAGUUGCUCUUUGGCGCAUAAAUGAAGAUCUCAUUGAUGUGCCACAAGCAACGGGGGAGGAUGAGGAGCAAACAUGCCCAUCAUACGGUCACAUUGUUCCCGUUGCGGUGAAAGAAUGUCGCACAGCACAGAAGAUUCGAUCACUUUGCUUCAAUCAAGAGUACAAGGAGAUUGCUGUGCUAUCCCUCAACAGCUACAUCCACCUCUUCAAUGCUGAAACUUUCUCACAAAAACUCUCACGGAAGCUGCCCAAUUGUCAGGAUAACGUGUGCAUUGCAUGCCAACCAAAUGGUCUCUAUGCCGUUGGAUGUCGUUCAUACACACUUCUCCUGGAUCCACGAACCCUUCAGGCCGUGAAGAAGAUUGCAUCACGCUACUCCGGAUGCGGUAUACGCUCAGCUAGUUUUCAGGAAAAUAUUCUCACCGUUGGCACGGGAUUAGGAAUGCUCAUGUUUUAUGAUAUACGAGCAGGAAAAUACCUGGAAAGUAGCAUAAAUUCAUCGAGAACUGUAGUCCUCAAAGCCAGUAAAGGGUAUGUGUUUCCUGAAGAAGAAAUGGAUGGCUUCCAGCAGAUCAAAUACGUUCCAGCAAUUUAUACACACUGCUACGAUGCAAGCGGAACGAGACUCUUUGCAGCCGGUGGGCCGCUCCCGGCAAAUUUAGUGGGAAAUUAUGCGGGCAUCUGGCAAUAAGGUAAAGAAAAAAAACAGCUAAAAGAAGAAAAAUAAUAAAAUGGUUUACUACUUAAUUCUUAAGAUAAAUCCAAAUUAAUAAUUAUUAUGGAACAAAAAGACAGUAAACCAUUUAAUUAUAAAAAAAACAUAAGGCUCAUAAAUAUAUGCAUAUUUAUUGAUGAUACAAAUUAAGUGUAUUUCGUUUUUAUUAUUUUGUUCUCUAAAAUUUAGAAUUUUUUUUUUAUUAAUAAUUUCUUAGCAUAAUAAAGAAACAUUUUAAUUGCAUAUAAGGAGAGAUUAAUUAAAACACUCGUAUAAAGAUAAGCCGUGAGCAUGAUAGACUUUAAUCGAGCGUGUAAACUAAAGAUAAAAAAUAAAUAAAUUACUCUACUUUUUAAAUUUGAA
Molecule: messenger RNA, 1894 nt
Organism: Lutzomyia longipalpis
Lineage: Eukaryota; Metazoa; Arthropoda; Insecta; Diptera; Psychodidae
Gene: DCAF12
Product: DDB1- and CUL4-associated factor 12 homolog
Exons: 5
Coding region: 128-1507 (459 amino acids)
Cellular component (GO): Cul4-RING E3 ubiquitin ligase complex
Molecular function (GO): protein binding
Source: RefSeq, a predicted model, not a curated record